AUGUCUGAGAAUGAGUGGCUCAGUUAUGCAAGUGUUGGUCGUCUUCCUGGAGAAAAAAGAGCAGCUGCGUGUACUGCAAGCAUGCUGGUUGCGGAAGCUAAGAAAGCGGUCGCGGAGAAAGACCGCGAACUCAGAGCUAGGGAUUCAAAUAACUUGAUUGAGCAAAAGGUCGAGGAUCUGAAUUCGCAGGUCGUUUCUGCAGAAGCUUCGUUAAAGUGGCUCGCACUGGCUCAAUCCGAGGCUCGUGAGCGUAAAGAGGAAAGCGACAUUCUGAAGACAAAGGUUGAGAGCCUUGAAGUUGCCCGUACCGAAUGGGAGGGCCUGAAUUCUAAGUUACAAACACAGAUUCAAGAACUUGGUGCAAGAGAGGCGCUGGCUGUACAAAAGACCCAACUAGUUCAAGCUGAGAUCAAGCCGGUCACAGCGGAAGCCAAGAAGGCCGAUGAGGAAGCGAGUAAAACUAUCGAAUCGCUUCGUCAAGCGAAUCGUCGGUUGGAGAACCGGUUGGAUGAACAAAAUACGGCUCUGGUGUCAGCGACUGACACCAAUAACAUGCUCCAGGCUAGAUUGGAUGAGCAGGCGGCUGCUUUAACGCUAGCCAAGGACCAGAGCACUGCGAAAGAGGCGGGCGUUCAAGAGAUCGUUCACAACCUUAGGACGGAACUCGCCGUUAUUCAUGAACAGAAAAUCGUGCUUGAGCGGGAGACCGCCAAUCUGAAAACCUCAUUUAAUCAACUGACUCGGGAAUCCGCGGCCUCGCUGGCAGCUGCUCAAGUGGACUUUGAGAAAAAGAUGAACAAGCAGGAGAAGGCUAACGAGCGACUUGUCUCGGCGCAAGAGAAACGCGCUGUUGCCGCUGAGAAGGCGGCCACUCUGGCGGAGAAUGACGCUAAAGAAGCAAGAGCGGCGAGGGAGGAGCUUGCUGGUAGGCUUGCUUUGGCGGAGAUGUCUGUGAUUGCGAUUGCUGAGGAUGGCGAGGCUGCGGCGACGAGGGAGUCUGGACAGCUGAAGAUCAUGAAAGCUCGAGCUGAGGACCUGGAGGCAAGAAUGGGCGAAAUGAUGAAGCAUGCGGAAACGCUUUUGGGUCGGUACCAUGAUACGAACUUGACCGACCCCGAGAAGGACCUGGUGAACCAUGUUAUCCUUCAAACGCAAACGAGUUAUGAACAGGACGUCGUUGCUAAGGAUAACGAGCUUCGACGAGUUAGGUUAUCGUAUCGUGAACACCUCGCGACUGGCCUCCAUAGUCGAAUCCAUUCUUUGGAGGCAGCACUAGCGCAGAUGCUAAAUGAGAAGGCCAAGAGUGCCGGGCCAGACGCGAAGACCUUGUUAAAUUUCAGGAUGUGGCUUCCCUCGAGCCCAAUCGACGAGUCAUUGCAAGCUUUGGCCGAUAAUGCAAUGGAGCAAACGAUCGAACCUGUUCCCGACGCAGCGCAGCGCUCUUCACCAGAUCCAGCCCACCUCUCUUUGCCGGCUCCAAGUCUCAAACAACAGGAAGAAAUGAUCAAACCGCCAUCACCCAUCUCGAAACCUCAGCCCAGGGCGACUAAGCAAAAGAAGAAGAAGAGCUUCAAGACCCUUGAGGACGCCGAUUCGGACUAUGAGUAUGACAACAGGGACAACGAUUUAAGCGACUUGUCCGAUCUGGAGCCUUUGUCGCCAGCAGGGAGGUGCAUGAGAAAGCGUGGUCGUUCUGUAUCACCGCCAGCUACUGUGACCGUCGAGGAGCCUAGGGCCACAGGAGUUCAGAAUUCGGCUGUCGUUACGGCGCUUGUCAUGCCGUCCCCGCAGGAAGAAGUUUCGGUUUCGACUUCCCCAGCUGUUCAGAAGAAGGCCUCCGAUGGGCCUGUCAAGACUCGCCAGAAGAAGCGCAAGUAG
Molecule: messenger RNA, 1878 nt
Organism: Laccaria bicolor S238N-H82
Lineage: Eukaryota; Fungi; Basidiomycota; Agaricomycetes; Agaricales; Hydnangiaceae
Exons: 13
Coding region: 1-1878 (625 amino acids)
Source: RefSeq, a predicted model, not a curated record